GGCCGAUGGUCCCUGGCUGGGGUGGCGGUGGCUCUGAGACUUGAGGAAGAGGCCUGCGAGAGAGGCGGGCCGCGAUGCCUUCCCAGCGGCGGGUCAGUCAGCUCCUGGAACUGUGCCUUUGGUGCUUCAUGGAGAACAUUUCCAGAUACAUCACAGACAUUAAGCCUUUGCCUCCCAACAUAAAAGAUAGGCUGAUUAAGAUAAUGAGUACACAAGGGCGGAUAACAGAUUCCAAUAUAAGUGAGAUUUUACAUCCUGAAGUGCAAAUCCUAGAUCUCCGGAGCUGUGAUAUCUCAGAUGUUGCUCUCCAACAUGUGUGUACCUGCAAAAAACUGAAGGCAUUAAAUUUAAAUUCCUCACAGGAAAACAGAGUUUCCAUAACUUCUGAAGAGAUGUUAUGGAUAAAGCCUGUCCUUUUAAUCCCUGGUGACAGCUGGGGAGAAAAAGUGGACUCAGAGACUGGGGUUUCAGAGGAGGUGUUUAAAGUGACAAAGAGACAAAUGGAGGAGAUUCACAUGGGGCACUGUGUCAAUCUGACGGAUGAUGCUGUGGAAGCUGUUCUUACCUACUGCCCCCAGAUAUGCAUAUUGUGCUUCCAUGGAUGCCCCCUGAUAACAGAUCAUUCACGAGAAGUCUUGGACCAGUUAGUAGGCCCAAACAAACUAAAGCAAGUAUCGUGGACUGUGUACUGAGGUUAUGGAAAUUUGUCAAACAAUGAAAGCUGGACUCUGCUUUCCAGAUAGGGUCAAUAGAUAUCUGCUGCCCACUUAAUUUAGCAUUACUUCGUGACUAUUGUGUUAUUUAAGCUAUGCUCUCAGAGAGUAGACUAAAUCCCCAUGAAUGUAGUUUGUGCUGUAAAGCUAGCCAGAUUCCUAAACAUGUUACUACGACUCUGAGUCUGUAUUUGUUUGAUAAGUAUUUGUUUAUAAAAUGCUAAUCCUGAUAUGAACUCAGGCAGAGAAAGAGACUGUUUUGUGAAGUAAGUUUCAAAUGAUGUUUUCCCUUGAAAUACCCUCCUCUGUAGGUAUUAGAGCUGUUCUGAGAUAUUAACUAGUACAAAUAAACCUUAGAACUCUUUGAAGUAAA
This is a messenger RNA of Dipodomys ordii (Ord's kangaroo rat), 1086 nucleotides long. RefSeq names its product antagonist of mitotic exit network 1 homolog (S. cerevisiae) (gene Amn1). Gene Ontology annotation, biological process: SCF-dependent proteasomal ubiquitin-dependent protein catabolic process. Gene Ontology annotation, cellular component: SCF ubiquitin ligase complex. Bases 75 to 692 code for a protein of 205 amino acids. Lineage: Eukaryota; Metazoa; Chordata; Mammalia; Rodentia; Heteromyidae. The transcript is spliced from 6 exons. The record is from RefSeq and is a predicted model, not a curated record.